This is a messenger RNA of Marchantia polymorpha subsp. ruderalis, 2915 nucleotides long. NCBI's taxonomy places the organism in Eukaryota, Viridiplantae, Streptophyta, Marchantiopsida, Marchantiales, Marchantiaceae. The record is from the annotation of a GenBank genome assembly.
GGCAAGAAAGGGAGCGCAAGGAUGGUGGCCCAUGUCUCUCUCUCUCUCGACCCUUCCCAUUCUGCUCGACAUCACACUCUCGAGGGCUUGUCAGGCCGGGCCUUGCGAGCUUGAGACGGGGAUCGGAUCUCAGACGGGCCAAGUGAGCGGGCAAAUUUUGUCAAUUCGUAGGCGGAGCGAGCGGUGGAUUGCAGUCGAGUGCGUCGAGGUGUGUUGUGUAGGUUUCCAUGGCCGCGCUGGUGCGUGCUGCGCGAUCCAAGCUGCGGAGCGCAUGGCAGCUGCAAGGUGCGGCUGCGUCCGAGCUCUCGGACGCUGCUGCCCAGACGAUCUUCAAGCAUGGUGGUCUGAGAUCUCUGUCUGCCUUCGCGAUCGAUCAUGCUCAGCGAUCUCCCGCCGGAGCCCAUCAGGAUGAUGUGCCAUCAGCAAGGAGAGAUUACUCAACGGAACUUACGACUUCCAAGAAGAAGGAAAUUAAAAAUUUCACUCUCAAUUUUGGACCCCAGCAUCCUGCCGCUCACGGUGUGCUCCGAUUAGUUUUAGAAAUGAAUGGGGAGGUGGUGGAGCGAGCAGAGCCCCAUAUUGGGUUGUUGCACAGAGGCACUGAGAAGCUCAUUGAGUAUAAGACCUACCUUCAAGCUCUCCCCUACUUUGAUCGUUUGGAUUACGUCUCCAUGAUGGCUCAAGAGCAUGCAUACUCUUUGGCCGUGGAGAAACUGCUGAAUAUCGAAGUGCCUCUGCGUGCACAGUACAUUCGAGUGCUGUUCUGUGAAAUUACGAGGCUGCUGAACCAUCUUCUCAGUUUGACCACACACGCCAUGGACGUUGGUGCCUUGACCCCUUUUCUGUGGGCUUUUGAAGAGAGAGAGAAGAUGAUGGAGUUUUACGAGAGGGUUUCCGGAGCUAGGCUGCACGCUGCUUAUAUCCGACCGGGUGGUGUAGCGCAGGACAUGCCCUUAGGGUUGAGCGAGGACAUUUUUCUAUUUUCACAGCAGUUUGCUUCUCGUAUUGAUGAAAUUGAAGAAAUGCUCACCAACAACCGUAUCUGGAAGCAGCGACUUGUAGACAUUGGUGUUGUCACGGGUGAGGAAGCGAUGGAUUGGGGCUUCUCAGGUCCAAUGUUGAGGGGUUCUGGUAUCAAGUGGGACUUGCGAAGGGCGUCCCCUUAUGAUUGCUAUGACAAGCUGGAAUUCGACAUUCCAGUUGGGACCCGUGGGGAUUGCUAUGAUCGCUACCUUGUCAGGAUAGAGGAAAUGCGCCAGAGUAUCCGAAUUAUUGCUCAGUGCUUGAACGAUAUGCCCACGGGUAUGAUUAAGGCUGAUGAUAGAAAGAUCACCCCUCCAUCCCGCACUCAGAUGAAGCAGUCUAUGGAAUCUCUCAUUCACCACUUCAAACUCUACACCGAGGGUUACCAUGUACCUGCAGGAGCCACCUACACUGCCGUAGAGGCACCCAAGGGUGAGUUUGGUGUUUACUUGGUCAGCAAUGGUACCAACCGGCCUUAUCGCUGCAAGAUUCGGGCUCCUGGAUUUGGUCAUCUGCAAGGUUUGGAUUUUAUGUCCAAGCAUCACAUGCUGGCAGACGUGGUGACAAUGAUUGGUACCCAAGAUAUUGUGUUCGGAGAAGUCGAUAGAUAGAGUCCUUGCCGUGUUCCUUUUGUUACUGGUACUUACAGAAAUCAUUGUUCACGCAUAAUGAUACGCAUGGACGAGAAUUGGAAGGAUUGACUUGUAGAAUCUGUGCAGAGUUUGCAGCCUCUAGCUGUCCUUAAAGGUAGUAGAUUGCUCUUCAUUGGCCUCAACAUUCAAGUGCAUACUGAUCUCAUACAGCGGGUUCGGGGACACGGAUUUGAGAUAAUGAUCUAGGUCGUGAAUAAACAAAUCAUCACGAACAAAGUUUUGGAAGCAGGUAGCCGUUGGAACUCGUGGCUGUUUGCAUCAUUCAGGUAUUCAUCUUACAAAUUUUAUCUUAGAACUCACCAAGAGGCCUAUCAUCAUGUUGACUGUGAAGAAUAAAUGGCUUGACGUGUCUUCAGAUCUACAGUUAUAGAUGUUACAAACCUGAUGUGAAUUUUCUCUUCCUGUCUUCAGCCCACUAGCAUCCCUCUGAUGCCUUCACGAAACAGACGUGCAUUGUGAAGAAUACGGCCUCCUAACUCAAAGUUUCAUGUCAAGCCUUAAACUGCUUUGUUACCACUAAUGCGGCGUUUGAGCAAGAAAUACUGUAAUUGUCGUUUCUUAAUAAACCACAAUGCUUCUCAGCAUAGUUGAGAAAGGAAGAUCAGAACUGCUGCAUUUUGCCAUGUAUUUUCAACUUGAUUAGGCCCGGACGGGACACCUAGCCAACGAUUUAUCUUUAGGCCAUACAGUAUCUUAUUUUCCUACCACAUGCCUACAAGCGACUGGGCCGAUUCACUUUCACCGAUUGGUUUGAUUCUGAAGAAGAGUGGAGGUCCUUAUUAGGCCUUGGAAUGAGAUGAGCAUCGAUCAUGUUAGCUGGAGUAUGUGAAGGUAGUGAACUAGCUUCCACGAAAGUUGGAGCUUGUUUUUGGAGGCAUGAAUGAAUCGGAGUUAUUUUCUCUCAAUAUAGUUGUUUGGAGUUCUAGGAACUUGUCUAUUGCUGAGUUCUCUUCUUUUGCUCUCAACUUCUGAGAUACAUGUGUAUUCAGUGGAAUCUUAAAGCUUAGUUUUGGCAGUGUUUCAACGAUUUUAGUUAUCUCCACGUAGAUCAAGUUUUUCAUUUGUCAUUUGAUCAUUGUUUGAGAGAAAAUGAAUGUUGCUGGCUUGAAGUGGCAAUCCUCGUAAUUUUGUAUGGAAGUAUUGAGCAUUUGUAGUUGUUACUGCGCAUCUAUAAACCGGAAGCUGCAGGUGAUUUAGAGGUCAUGUGCAGUUUCAUCGUUCAACCUGUUUAAUGUUGAA